UCCCUACAGUAUAGAAAUGGAGCUGAAGAUUUUACGUACGAUAAAAGAAAGCUUUGGACGUGUUAUCUAAAGAUCAUAGUUACGCUCAACAAGUUUGAAGUAAUCGAUAGUGAAGUUACGUCCUUCCCUCGGGCGUUCUUGAAUAGACUACUUACUACAGUCAAAGCUUUGACUGUAUAUGUAACUGCCAUAACGCAACCAGAUGCAUACGUCCCAACUGGUUGUCAGCCUACGUCCCGUGUUAUGAUCAAGAAAAAAAGCCACGAAGACAAGAUCGAGAAAGAAUCGGCCAAACCAAAUUCUACGUUCGACGAAUGCACUACUGCCGUUAAUGCCGUCAAGUCUGUACAAGAAGAUAAUGAAUCUGCCCACACAGACCCACUCUGGUGGGGUGUUCUAGAUUUCCGUGAGGAUAACGCAUCUCCGAGUCCAAACCUCCCUCGUGCUAAGGAUUUCCUCUCGACUGAUGAGGUCAAUCGUUUGAUGAGCAUGACAAGAAAGAAGAGAAGAAAAAUAUCAGUAAAUCAGCAGAAUCUUUCUUAG
Paraglomus brasilianum is the source of this 543-nucleotide messenger RNA. The record is from the annotation of a GenBank genome assembly. NCBI's taxonomy places the organism in Eukaryota, Fungi, Glomeromycota, Glomeromycetes, Paraglomerales, Paraglomeraceae.